UUAUUUAAAUGAAAUUAAAUUGAAUUGAAUAAUAUCGAAUUAUAAAACGAGAAUAUUUAAUUUAUUUGUAGUGUAGGCUGGAUAAUUGGGAAAGAAUAAAAACCGCUGAUGAAAAAUAAAUGAAACCACGUAGCACGUUUGAUAGAGUGCCGGGUUAUUUGGUCUAGUCCAGAGUAGUGGUAACCAGUGACCAGAGUAGAGAGUCUAGUCACAAAAAUUCAACUCAUCCCAUUCCAUAUCUAUGAGUAGGGUUUUAUUUCGCGCGUUUGCCCAUCACUACUUCACUAUCUACACAACCAGCGCUUUGUGUCGGUGUAGUUUUUAGCCGUGUGCAUAUGUGGUGAAAUGAAACAUUGAUAAUGCAAUUAGCGACGAUUGUACUCUGAUCUUUUUUUUUUUUUUUUAAUUUAUUUUCUGCAAUUUCGAGGACAGAGCGAAAUUGUCGGUUAUAAUUGUUGACAGAUUUUACGUGAAUGACCAAUAAAUAUUGCCUGUUUGUUUGAGGUAGAGUAGUCCAUAAUAAUGGGCACUAGAGCUGUAGGAUUAGGAAGUGCUGGAGGAGCUGGAGUGCUCGGCGAAGCUGGUCUUGCUGGUGUACCACGACUUCUUGAAGACUUGACGAGACUUUCUGAGGACAAUGAGUCUGCGGACAUUGUUUUUUUACUUGGGAGAGACGAAACUCCUGUUUAUGGUCAUCGCAUUAUUUUACAAGUCAGGUGUAAAAAUUUUACGGCACCAAAACGUAUGGGGACAUCGGGAAACCCAACGGCCAUAAGAAUGCCACAUGCUCAUCCAGAGACAUUUCGACAGUUUAUUCACUACGUCUACACCGGAAAAAUUAUGCUUCAAGACAGUGGAAUCUUUGAAAUGCUCGCUUUGGCCCAAGAGCUAGGGGUCGAGGAGCUCUGGAGAAGUUGCGAAGAGCAUGUAUCAGCAACUUUGAGUCCCGGAAACGCAUGUGCACUUUUGACAGCAGCUUUGGAUGCUCAAGAUCGAGUACUUGGUGGAAAAGGAGCGUGUUCAUCAUUCAUCGAACGCUGCUUUUCUUUUAUAAGCGACAAUGCAAUUGAUACUGUAAAGACACCAGCGUUCAGUAACUUACCCAAGGAUGCUCUGGUUAAGUUGAUCUCCUCUGACUACUUGGGCUUGGAAGAAGAAGAUGUUUGGCGAGCUGUCCUAAAUUGGGCUAAAUAUCAAGCAGGAGUUACACAACCGACUCAACAUUGGACGGAAGAAGAACGUGCUCGUGUUUGUCAACAUCUUGCUGGUGUUAUCAAUCACGUCCGUCUGUUAUUAAUUGACAGUCAUGUAUUUGCUGAAGAGGUCGAGCCAACUGGUGCUGUUCCCAUCGAAUUGUCUCUCGAAAGAUAUCGUUAUGCAGCAGUACCCAAUAAGUACUCAGAAAUCUGCGCUGACAAACGAUUGCAGCCUCGUAUUGGCCCUCUGUUAUUCCCAGGAUCUCAGAUAUUGUCCAGAGACAAAAUGGGGUACCAGCGUCUGUUGAAUCAGUGGUACGGGAACCCCAAGCAAAACUGGCGGCUAAUUUACCGCGCGUCUAGCAAUGGAUACUCGGCAUCAGCAUUCCAUCGUCAUUGUGACGGCGUCGCUCCAACUUACACCAUCGCCUUGGGUGCGCGAGGUGAAAUAUGCGGUGGAUUUAGUGAUGUGGCCUGGGACAAAACAAGUGCCAAGGGUCACUACAUAUCUGCUGAGAAAGCAUUUCUUUUUACGCUUACUAAUAAUCAGGAUGUCCCGCCGACAAAAUACGACCUUAUAAAAAAGCCAUUCGCUAUUUGCUACCAUCCAGAUAUCGGUCCCAUAUUCGGCGCAGGAGCGGACUUGCUGAUAGCAAACAAUUGUAAUGUUAAUUUAGAAAGCUACAGUAAUUUACCUCACACUUACGACGGUGAAAAUGCCUCAAGUACAAUAUUAAUGGGCGAUUAUCACUUCACCGUCCUUGAUUAUGAAGUGUUUACACUCAACGGUCCCAUUUCAAAGUCCGAAAGACAUUGAAACCUUAAAAAAACAAAAA
Microplitis mediator is the source of this 2032-nucleotide messenger RNA. Its product is annotated as kelch-like protein 17. Lineage: Eukaryota; Metazoa; Arthropoda; Insecta; Hymenoptera; Braconidae. The record is from RefSeq and is a predicted model, not a curated record. The transcript is spliced from 9 exons. Gene Ontology annotation, molecular function: protein binding. Bases 523 to 2013 code for a protein of 496 amino acids.